AUGCCCCCUGUGUGCGGCUGGCAGGUCUUGGUUGGGCCUCCCUGGGGCUGCCCGUGGUCAGUGGCUGCAGCUCCUGCAGUGCGAGGGUCCCCGGGCGCAGAGCAAGACGCUGCGCUGCAUGCUGCAGAACGCUCCGCUAGUCACAGUCUGUGUCAGCCUCAGCUCCUGCUUCUGUUCCCAGAGCCCCCUCCUUCUGCCUCUCCUCCUCCUCCACCAAUCUCCCUCCCUCCCAAACCCAAACCCUGCAUCCUGCACAGAACUCAAACCCUGCAACCCGCACAGAACCCAAACCCUGCAUCCAGCACAGAACCCAAACCCUGCAACCCGCACAGAACCCAAACCCUGCAACCCGUACAGAACCCAAACCCUGCAUCCUGCACAGAACCCAAACCCUGCAUCCUGCACAGAACUCAAACCCUGCAACCCGCACAGAACCCAAACCCUGCAUCCAGCACAGAACCCAAACCCUGCAACCCGUACAGAACCCAAACCCUGCAUCCAGCACAGAACCCAAACCCUGCAACCCGCACAGAACCCAAAGCCUGCAUCCAGCACAGAACCCAAACCCUGCAACCCGUACAGAACCCAAACCCUGCAUCCGGCACAGAACCCAAACCCUGCAUCCUGCACAGAACCCAAACCCUGCAUCCUGCACAGAACCCAAACCCUGCAUCCUGCACAGAACCCAAACCCUGCAUCCUGCACAGAACCCAAACCCUGCAACCCGCACAGAACCCAAACCCUGCAUCCGGCACAGAACCCAAACCCUGCAACCCGCACAGAACCCCAAACCCUGCAUCCUGCACAGAACCCAAACCCUGCAUCCUGCACAGAACCCAAACCCUGCAACCCGCACAGAACCCAAACCCUGCAUCCGGCACAGAACCCAAACCCUGCAACCCGCACAGAACCCAAACCCUGCAACCCGUACAGAACCCAAACCCUGCAACCCGCACAGAACCCAAACCCUGCAACCCGCACAGAACCCAAACCCUGCAUCCGGCACAGAACCCAAACCCUGCAACCCGUACAGAACCCAAACCCUGCAUUCGGCACAGAACCCAAACCCUGCAUCCUGCACAGAACCCAAACCCUGCAUCCGGCACAGAACCCAAACCCAGCAUCCUGCACAGAACCCAAACCCUGCAUCCGGCACAGAACCCAAACCCUGCAACCCGCACAGAACCCAAACCCUGCAACCCGCACAGAACCCAAACCCUGCAUCCGGCACAGAACCCAAACCCUGCAACCCGUACAGAACCCAAACCCUGCAUUCGGCACAGAACCCAAACCCUGCAUCCUGCACAGAACCCAAACCCUGCAUCCGGCACAGAACCCAAACCCAGCAUCCUGCACAGAACCCAAACCCUGCAUCCGGCACAGAACCCAAACCCUGCAACCCGCACAGAACCCAAACCCUGCAUCCGGCACAGAACCCAAACCCUGCAACCCGUACAGAACCCAAACCCUGCAUUCGGCACAGAACCCAAACCCUGCAUCCUGCACAGAACCCAAACCCUGCAUCCGGCACAGAACCCAAACCCAGCAUCCUGCACAGAACCCAAACCCUGCAUCCGGCACAGAACCCAAACCCUGCAACCUGCACAGAACCCCAAACCCUGCAUCCAGCACAGAACCCAAACCCUGCAACCCGCACAGAACCCAAACCCUGCAUCCGGCACAGAACCCAAACCUGCAUAG
Molecule: messenger RNA, 1701 nt
Organism: Spea bombifrons (plains spadefoot toad)
Lineage: Eukaryota; Metazoa; Chordata; Amphibia; Anura; Pelobatidae
Product: keratinocyte proline-rich protein-like
Exons: 2
Coding region: 1-1701 (566 amino acids)
Source: RefSeq, a predicted model, not a curated record